AUGCUAGCGGAGGCGCAGAACAACCGCACGGUAGCGGCGACCAAGGCCAACGAGCGAUCCUCGCGGUCGCACAGCGUCUUCAUCCUCCGGCUAGUGGGCGAAAACUCGGCCACGGGCGAGCGGUGCGAGGGCACGCUCAACCUCGUGGACCUGGCGGGCUCGGAGCGGCUCAAGCACUCGCAGGUGGAGGGCGACCGCAUGCGCGAGACGCAAAACAUCAACAAGUCGCUGUCGUGCCUGGGCGACGUCAUCGACGCCCUCGGCCGCGGCUCGGCCCACGUGCCCUAUCGCAACUCGAAGCUCACCCACCUACUGCAGUACUCGCUCGGCGGCAACUCCAAGACGCUGAUGUUUGUCAUGGUGAGCCCGUUGGAGGCGCAUCUCAAGGAGACGUUGACGAGUCUGCGGUUCGCUGCAAAAGUUCACAAUACGCAUAUUGGCACUGCCAAGGCCACGAAGAAAAUUCGAGACUCGUAG
Messenger RNA from Parascedosporium putredinis, 477 nucleotides. NCBI's taxonomy places the organism in Eukaryota, Fungi, Ascomycota, Sordariomycetes, Microascales, Microascaceae. The record is from the annotation of a GenBank genome assembly.